AUGACUUCUUCCGUCCGCCGAAGCCCAGUUUCAGUUUUUGAAAGUAGUAGUUAUUCCUCAGUUGAGAACUCCAACUUUGAGUUACCAUUGAUCCCGGCAAAGCGUCCUCGCAGUAAACACCGACGUCUCUCAAGCUUCAACAAGCUCUUCUUAAUUCAAUUCAUACCUCCUUUUCAAAAACAUCAAUCAAAAACACAGUGUGCUGGUAAGCCAAGAAAAAGGAUAUCUCGUAGCGGAGAGUCCAAAGAAAGCCAACUCAUUGUUAAAAGUGUAGGUCAAAUCUUGAAUCCAAUUUGGUCUAAGAGAAACAGAAAUAUUCCAAGUGAAACCAAGGAAGAUAAUAUGAAUCUCCAAGGAAAUGUAUGCUCAGAUGAUCAUAGACUUGCAAUUUUCAAGGAGAUAAAAAUGCAUUCUCAUUAUAGAUUUGGUACUAGUCAACAAGAAGAAAGUGAAAAUUUUGAUUUAACUAAAAAAGUUGUGUGA
Messenger RNA from Lathyrus oleraceus (garden pea), 483 nucleotides. RefSeq lists its product as uncharacterized. The transcript has a single exon. The record is from RefSeq and is a predicted model, not a curated record. The coding region runs from base 1 to 483 and encodes 160 amino acids. Lineage: Eukaryota; Viridiplantae; Streptophyta; Magnoliopsida; Fabales; Fabaceae.